CGACUCCGUCCACCCACACAAGUCAGCUCCUUCCAUCGUCCUCUGCUUAUUAAUGCCAAUGGAGAUUCAUCAGCACUAACAAACCCGCGGUCCAGUCCUCUCUUAGCGCCUCCAGUCCACCCUCAACGCCUCCAGCCUCCCGUCCAAGGUUUGUGAUGCUUAAUGCUAAUCGAGAUAUACACACUUAUUAGCUCCUCGUAUGUUUCACUGCGAAUGGAUAUAACAUGUCUAAAUCUUUCAGAUCUUCUGUUACUUUGCUGUGUUUACAUCUGCUCUUUUGAGUUUGGUUACGUGCCGCCAACGCUGAUUCGGUCGUGUCCAAGUGUACUCCAGCAUGGACAAUUUCCAACAUAGUGAUCUUCUUGCCCUCGAGACGGCGUUAGGUGAGGAAAGCCGGGAUCCAAUAGCCAUUCCUAUCUCCGUUUUGAAGGCCAUCACAAACAAUUUCUCUGAUGCUCAAGAAAUCGGUUGCGGUGGGUUUGAAACGGUUUACAAGGGUACGCUUGGAAAUGGGAUGGUUGUUGCCGUGAAGAAGCUCCACGAAAAUGUAGGAGUUCUUUCUAAAAAUUUCAAUAGUGAGGUCGAUUGUCUUAUAGAGGUCAAGCACAAAAAUAUAGUGCAGUUCCUGGGGUACUGUUCGGAUACGCAAAAGGUACUAAGGUCGUUUCAAGGAAAAAAUGUCUGGGCAGAAGAACGGCAGAAGUUAUUAUGCUUCGAGUACCUAAGUAAAGGGAGCCUUGCAGACUAUCUCACUGGGCCAUCUUGCGGACUUCGGUGGUGCACACGGUAUCGAAUAAUCAGGGGGAUCUGUGAAGGCUUGCAUUAUCUUCACCACCACCACCAACCUAUUAUUCACUUGGAUCUCAAACCUCAGAAUAUAUUAUUGGACGAUAAUAUGGUGGCUAAAAUAGCGGAUUUUGGUCUAUCAAGGCGCUUAAGUGCAAGGCAAAGUCGAAUUCUAACCAAAAACAUAGCUGGGACACCGGGAUAUUUCGCUCCGGAAUUUAUAAAUAGCGGAGUAAUCACAAUGAAGAUGGACAUAUAUAGUCUAGGGGUAAUAAUCAUAGAGAUUCUGAUGGGAUUUAAGCAACAACCCAAUCUCGACUAGGUGCUGGAAAGUUGGACAGACACGUUUGGGUCAUUACAGAGCCAUACACUAUUUGAACAAGUAAAAGUAUGUGCUGAAAUAGGGAUAAAUUGCAUAAAUUAUAACCCAGAGAACAGGCCUACUAUAGAUGAUAUUAUCCAUAGACUUGAGGAAAUGGAUCUCUCAAACUCGUCUCCUGGAAGUAUCGCAAGUACUUCAUCCACUCCGCUCAGUGGAGUAAAUAUCUACCCUCUCAAGCUAUGCUUUCCGUUCGAGACAGAAAAGCGUAUCGAUUGCCCGCUGAGCAUAACUAACAUAACAGAUCGUUAUGUAAACUAUUGGGUUGUACCGCAGUUCCCCAAUAUGUAUACUCCUUGUAAGCACGAACUUGUGAACGAAAUCCGUACUGGAACCAACAAUCUGGACCCAAUGUCAACUGGCUCUUUCAAUGUGACAAUGCUCGAGCAACAACAACCGCCACUGGACGCAGGCAUGUUUGAGAUAGUGAUGAUUGCCAUGGGGAGCAGGAGUGACCUUAAAAAGUUGAAGUCAUCCAUUGGAGAUGAGCCUAAAAUUGAUGGUGAAUUAUUGAAGCGAGUCGAAGAGGUAGGGGGCGAGGUGCAUACAGCAAUGCUGAGGGCUGUCAUCAGCCUACCAAGUGAGGGGGGAGUGGCCCCCAAGAUCGUCUCAGACGGCGUGGUCAAGCUGUGGGACUGGGACAGUGGCUGGGAAUGUAUUCGAACAGUUCACUCAACUGCAGGAAUAGACCAAUAUUCGUCGAGCCUCUGUGAUCACGCUUUCACCGAGGGUGAUCAGAACCAUGUGGUUAUGCUCAUCCAUGGUAUUGGUCUACAGAUAUGGGAUCUGGAGACAAAGACACAUGUUCACACACUUCGUGGGACGAAACGGUUGGUUCGUGCACCAGCUUGCCACCCAAAGCUUCCAUUAAUAGCCGUAGGAAUCAAGGAGGAAGAUCCUGAGCACGCGGCUGUCCGCUUCUGGAACUCAACUAACUACAGGCUUGAGAAAACUGUUCACUGCACCUUUGGCUCCAAGAUAAGGGAUUUUGCAUUUGUAGGCAAAACAAGGCUCGUGAUCGGCACUGACGCAGGAAUAGAAAUACUGGACAUCGAUAUGGAGUCACUAGUAUGUGAGCAAUAA
Molecule: messenger RNA, 2248 nt
Organism: Aegilops tauschii subsp. strangulata
Lineage: Eukaryota; Viridiplantae; Streptophyta; Magnoliopsida; Poales; Poaceae
Source: RefSeq, a predicted model, not a curated record